Scatophagus argus is the source of this 1247-nucleotide messenger RNA. RefSeq lists its product as uncharacterized. The record is from RefSeq and is a predicted model, not a curated record. Lineage: Eukaryota; Metazoa; Chordata; Actinopteri; Scatophagidae. The transcript has 8 exons. The coding region runs from base 189 to 1130 and encodes 313 amino acids.
GUGCAGGACUGUAAAAAAGGAUGACACAAUAUGUGGUAUAUCAUGCCAAGUCAGAGGUACAGGUGCUCUCAUUUCCUCUUUCAGGCGUGAAGGCACUGGACUACGUUGGUUGUGGAAGAAGCAGAAACACUGAGGACGCACAUAUGUAGAGGGGAGAGCUUGUGGACUUUCACCCUCAGUCCAUCGUCAUGGCCACCCAAAGCCCAGUCCGUGUUGUGCUCAUGUUUGUCGGAUUGUUUACCUUCAUAGCCGCAAUCGUAUUAAACUCUCUGUCGGCGUUUGGUGCUCAAUCAGUGGUUUUCAGGCAAAGCACAGAGGAUCUGACACUCAAGUAUGCAACGCCCAUAACUCCCGCUGAGUGGACUCUCUUUCUAUGGGACUUCAUAUAUCUUUGGCUUUCAGCCAUGUUUAUAUACUUUCUAGUGGGACUAUGUAGAAGGAGCGCUUAUGACUGGAUGUACACCACGCCUGCAGUGCUACCCUAUGGAUUUCAUGUCUCUAUCAUCAUCAAUGUUUGCUUGAAUAUUACAUGGUUGUUUCUGCUGGACAGAGAGUUGUUGCUGCCAGGGCUGAUAACCUCAGUGCUUUUGAUGUUCACUGAAUACAUGAUCCUAUUUUUCUCCUGUCAUGGACUGAAGAUCUAUGGAGCCUGGUUGAACAAAUACCACAACGCAGACCUGUGGCUCAUAAGAGUAUUGGUGCAAAAUGGAGUCGCGGUAUAUGCAACAAUGGGAACUCUGCUCACACUGCUGAACCUGACGAUGUACUUACAGCAUCAGACAGGUACAUCUAGAUGUGACUGUGCAAAGCUGUCAUUGCUGCUGCUUCUGAUGAAGCUGUCAGCCUGGUUUCUGUUAGAGAACUUUUACUUUGAUGAGCAUGUGCGUUAUAUUGUGACCAUCUACCCUGUGGUGAUCCUGUGGCAGGCAGCCAUCCUGAUUAAUUCUAACUCUCCUGAACAUCAGGUUUACAUCUUUGCAGCUUCAAUCCUGGCUAUUUCCAGCGCCAUGUUUGUGGCGCGCAUUGGCCUGGUCACAUGGAGGCAUUACAAACGGCCGCUUUACAGAGCCAGUGGACCCAGUCUGUCACCAAUAGAAAUAGCCUUGACACAAAGAAAAAUCUUUCUGUGAACAUUAGCUUUGUCUUUUUAUGACUCUUUUUUUGAAAUUCACUAUGGAUGUGUACAACUGAUCUGUAAAUACUGCAAAAAUCCGAGAAUUAAAACAAUGGUGCACUGCACAGCUCCC